AUGGCCCGCCAACUGACUAAACUCGGCUACUUGGACGUGAAGAAAACGCUCUUCAUGCUGUGCGAUCUGCAGGACAAAUUCCGACCCGGCAUGAAAAUGUUCGAUCCCGUGGUUCAAAACGCUUCAAAGCUGGUGCAAGCCGGUAAAAUGCUCGACGUACCGCUGAUCGUCACCGAACACUACCCCGAGAAGCUGGGACGCAUCGUAAAAGAGCUGGAUAUUUCGCACGCCAAGGGCGUGUUUCCGAAGACGCUGUUUAGCAUGAUGAUCCCGGAUGUGCAGCGAAAAAUCGAUGAAUUGUACGGUUCCGACGGUCCGGAAACGGUGGUGCUGUUUGGGUUGGAAUCGCACAUUUGCCUCGAGCAGACGGCAAUGGACCUGUUGAAGAAAGGCUACACGGUUCAUGUGGCAGCGGAUUGCUCGGUUUCACGCACCCAGGAGGAUCGUAAGCUAGCCCUCGAGCGGAUGCGCAAUUACGGGUGCUUUGUGACGACGAGCGAAAACGUUAUCUUCAAGCUGAUGCGCGACAAGGAGCACCCAGCGUUUGAUAAGGUGCGCCAUCUUGUACGCGAACCUUCAGUUGAUACCGAAUUGGCGAAACUGUAAGCUUUGCGCCAGUGAAGUACGAAAUUUCGAUUUAUAUUUGCAGAAAAUGGCAGUGGUAAGGAGGGCGCGAGCUUUCACCUUCUAAAGGUACAAUUGAAUUCAAAAUUCAUGUUACUUUUACGAUUUUGUAUAGGAAACCGAAUGCAUUUUGGGGUUUAUAGAAAUAGUGGACAGCACACAGUGUAAUUAUAAAACAGCUGGUUUAUAGGAGCAAAAGUAAUAAAAA
Anopheles nili is the source of this 832-nucleotide messenger RNA. RefSeq names its product isochorismatase domain-containing protein 1. Gene Ontology annotation, cellular component: cytoplasm. The transcript has 2 exons. Lineage: Eukaryota; Metazoa; Arthropoda; Insecta; Diptera; Culicidae. Bases 1 to 606 code for a protein of 201 amino acids. The record is from RefSeq and is a predicted model, not a curated record.